Messenger RNA from Aureobasidium namibiae CBS 147.97, 564 nucleotides. RefSeq lists its product as uncharacterized. The record is from RefSeq and is a predicted model, not a curated record. Lineage: Eukaryota; Fungi; Ascomycota; Dothideomycetes; Dothideales; Saccotheciaceae. Bases 1 to 564 code for a protein of 187 amino acids. The transcript has 2 exons.
AUGUCGGCACAAGGCGCCUUUCACCGCCUCCUCACCUUCUUCGCAACCCGCUCCCCCCACCCAAACACCUCGACGAUAACCUUCAUGGACUCCCUCCGCGGCGACCUGUCUUUGGGUCUAAAUUUCCCCAUCGCCGUCUUCCUAGCCACCAUCCGUCAUCUCGUCUUCCGCAACACUGGCUUCUGGUCUUUGACCAUUUACGUUCCAACAGUCCGCACCUCUCGAAAGUUGCUAGGUGGCCCUUCGGCGUGCAAGGGUUUGGAAGAGGAUAGGAGGUAUGGGUGUGGAGAGUUGGUGUCGUUAGCGAAAGACGAUGGGGUUGUGGCGCAGGCCGAUGCGGUGGGCUUGUGGAUGCUUGCUGCCGAGAAGGAUGGAAAGGUCAAGGGUGAGGAGGUGAGGUUGUUUCAGAAGGGAGAGAUCAUGGAGAGGAUUGCGGGGAGGAGAAGAGGGUUGGAUAAUGUCUUGCCGUUCUGGAGGGGUGGGCCUUUGAUUGCUUCUGCGCACUCUUGGGCUGUGAAGAAGGCUUUUGAUGUCGAGGUUUAUGAUGGCCACAAGAGAGCUUGA